Prorocentrum cordatum is the source of this 1530-nucleotide messenger RNA. NCBI's taxonomy places the organism in Eukaryota, Dinophyceae, Prorocentrales, Prorocentraceae. The record is from the annotation of a GenBank genome assembly.
AUGGACUGCCUGGAGGCCUCCGACAGGAUCGGGCUGCCAGAGUCGUACCUCCAAGAGAUCGUUCAGGCGGGCGAGCAGUUCCGCGGCCCCCUUCUGUUCGAGGUCAAGACGAGGCUUGGGCGCAAGAGGCACUGCUCGGUGGCCGGGCAGUUCUUUCCAGACCUCCUGCCCGGCCACGCCAUUCUUCCACGCUGGGUCAUGGAUGACCUCGCCAUCGCCGAGGCCGAGGAGGUGACUCUGCGGCAGGUGAGCCUGGACCUCGUCUCUUUCGUGAGGAUCCAGGCCCACAGUGCGUGCUUCUACGACGCCGCGCGGGGCCACAACAUACCCGCCCUGCUCAAGGAGUCCCUAGUGCGAUGCAGCGCGCUCACUGAGGACACGUGCGUGCAGGUGUUUGUGGACGGCCAGAGUUUCCAGUUCCAGGUCGUCGAGCUCCAGCCCAAGGCUGCCGUCCGCCUCAUCGACACGAACAUGGAGGAGUACUUCGAGUUCAAGGUGGACUUCGAGGCGCCGCCGGACGAGGAGGACGAGGCGAAGAGGAGAUCCUACCAGGAGAGCGAUGCCUGGAGCAGCAGCGCGCGAGGGAGCAGGAGACCGCUCCGGCGGCAGGCGGAGGACCUCCAGGCGCGCCUGGAGGCCGCCCGGGAGGCGCUGCUCCGGGCCGAGCGGCAGCGCCUCGCGGGCCUCGCCGCCGCGGGCGGCGUGGCGGCGGCGGCCGGCGCUACUGUGGAGGUGGCGCUGAAGCUGCCGGACGGCACGCGCAUGCGGGAGCGGUUCCGCGAGGGCACGGCGCUGGCGGCGGUGGCCCUGCUGGCGCUCGAGAGCGACUGGGCCAGGAGCGUCUGCCCUUGCGGGGUGCAGCUCAGUUGCCCCGGCCUGAGGGCGGCGAGCAUGGAGCUGGAGGCGCCCAUCACCAGGGACAUGCACCGCUCUCAGCUCAACGCCGCGCCCGUGCGGGCGCCCGACGACAGCGAGCUGCUGCGGAUCGGCGUGGACGGCCGCGAGCAGCUGCCCCGCGCGCACGAGGGCGCCGCCGACACCGCCGGCGAUGCCGCCGCGAGGCCGCCGGGACCGCCGCGCCUCGAGCGGCAGGUGAGCCUCGUGCAGCGCCGCACGCUCGAGGCCUUCGAGGCCCAGCGCUUCGUCCAGGCGGGCAUCCCGCCAGAGGAGGCCCUGCGGCGCGUGCGGGAGGGGGAGUCGCUGCCGCCCUCCGCCGCGUCGCUGCGGCGCGGGGCCGCGGCGUCGGCCCAGCCCGCCCUGGGGAGGACCAGCUCCCAGGAGGACCUGGUGCAGCAGGUGGUCGAGUUCACAGCUGUGAGCCGGGAGUUAGCGGCGCAGCGGCUGGAGGAGGCGGGCUGGAACGUUCAGGAGGCCAUCAACGCGAUCCUCAGCCGGUUCGGGGGCGAGCUCCUCCAAAGGACUGAGCCCGGAGGCGGCCGCCGGCCGCCGGCCGAGGGCGGGCGCUGGGGUCAACAUGGAGAAGGCCAGACCCGCAGGAGCCGCGCCUGCGGGCCGACUGCCGGCCUGUGA